Aspergillus saccharolyticus JOP 1030-1 is the source of this 1633-nucleotide messenger RNA. Its product is annotated as phosphotransferase family protein. Lineage: Eukaryota; Fungi; Ascomycota; Eurotiomycetes; Eurotiales; Aspergillaceae. The record is from RefSeq and is a predicted model, not a curated record. The transcript is spliced from 3 exons. The coding region runs from base 214 to 1308 and encodes 364 amino acids.
CAUGUCCUAUGGAAUGCGGUGCGCUGCUUAGCCUCGGCUGGAAUUGACCUGUACCUGUGCCUUAUAAACCACCACCGACUGCUCGCCCUGUCAAGCAUGUUACAUAUUUUCAGCUCACGACUACCCAGCGUUCUAACUGACAGGGCCAAAUUGUGAGCUAACUGCAUCGUCCAUUGUAUCUUCAUCACCUCCAUCCAUUUAGACCGUCGGGCUAUGGCUGGAGCCGUGCGUCAACCGAUUGACGUUCCCUCCUUGGAACGCUACCUCGAGCAGAAUGUUCCGGAGAUCAAAACACCAGUAGAUGUGAAGCAGUUCGGUUUUGGACAAUCCAAUCCUACCUACCAGCUCACAACCGCCGACGGCAGCAAGUAUGUCCUGCGCAAGAAGCCCCCAGGCAAGCUGCUUUCCAAGACGGCGCACAAGGUCGAGCGUGAAUACAAGAUCAUUCAUGCUCUGGAACAUACGGACGUGCCCGUACCCAAGGCCUACUGCCUGUGCGAAGAUAACGCUGUGAUCGGCACACCUUUCUAUAUCAUGGAGUUCCUGGAUGGUCGCCACUUCACUGAUCCUGCUAUGCCCGGCAUUGACCCCGCCGAAAGGACUGCACUAUGGCAGGAUGCGGUCCGGACACUAGCCAGAUUUCAUCGAAUCAUUCCCGAGCUGGUUGGUCUGGAACAGUUCGGAAAGCCGUCGGGCUACUAUGAUCGUCAGAUUGCUACAUUUACUGCAGUGUCUCGCGCCCAGGCCCAAGCGGUGGAUGUGGAGACCAAGGAACCGGUCGGAGAACUGCCUCACUUCAUGGACAUGGUGCGUUUCUUUUCCAAUAAGGUCACCCAGCCCCAGGAUAGGGGCACGCUCGUGCACGGGGACUACAAGAUUGAUAAUAUGAUUUUCCAUAAAUCCGAGCCUCGUGUCAUCGGCAUAUUGGACUGGGAAAUGGCCACGGUGGGGCAUCCGCUGUCAGACCUUUGUAAUCUGACUAGCCCAUACUUCCUGGAAGGAACGGAUCAUAAGACAGACCAGUUCAAGCCCAACGUGGUCCCUGGGUUGCCCACGCGAGCUGAAUGUGUCCAAUGGUACCAGGAGGUGUCCGGCUAUGACCCUACACCCGACAUUCCAUGGGGAGAUGCGUUCUUUUCAUGGCGAAGCUCUGUCAUUAUGCAGGGCAUCAAGGCCCGAUUUGCACUUCGGCAGGCCAGUAGUGCUCGCGCUGUUGAAUACGCGAGGAACACCAAUCCAUUUGCCAUGAAGGCGUGGGAGCGAGUCAAGCAGGUGCAAGAACAGCUGCAACAACGGGCCAAAUUUUGAAAGCGUGAUUUCUGCCCAUUCAGCCCUCUUCACUCGCCUGCUCCUUGACAUUCAGAAUAUAUAGCGGGACAUCAUCGAAAAAUAAGUGCAUUAUGAUGAACUGGCGUAAUGUUGUGAUCCAUGUCUCGUACUCAUGCAGUUCACGAUCUUUAGACUCAUGGAGACCUCUCUCAUGCAAGAUGCCUCGUCGAAUCCAGCGAGCCGGGGACGGGCUGUGACAUCUCGAAGAGCAGAUGCACUUGUACGUGUGCACGCUUGAGAAGAGCAUAAACAAAAGAAUCCAAUGUCAGUGCGUCAGUCAGCAUGCACGCUAGUGCCAAUGAAU